UUUACAAAGUAAUUAGAAAUAAAAUAAAAUUAAAGAUGUCUACGUAUUUUUAUUUCUCCAAAAAAGCGUACCUGACUAACUGUCAACACGCCAAGAACAUUUCGGUAGGAGGGGAUACAUGAGCAGAAGUGUCAAAACUUGGAGUCGUGACACUCUAUACUCUUUUCUGACUUCAACAGUUGGAACUUGGGAAGGAGUAGAACUGUAGAAGAGUAAAAGAUGGAGGAAGAAGGAGAAGAAGAAGCUAGUCUUAGAAGCUUUCUUCGAUGGGCAGCGGAGCAGGGGAUCACAGACAAUCUCUCAUCUUCCACCCAAUCGCGCUCCUGUCUGGGCCACUCCUUGUUCGUCUCCCAUUUCCCCCAAGCUGGAGGGAGAGGCUUGGCGGCGGCUCGUGAUCUACGCAAAGGGGAGUCGAUUCUCCGAGUUCCAAAAUCUGCUUUGAUCACGGCGGAGAGUCUGGGGAAGGAAGACGAAUCUCUCUCUAGGGCGCUGCGGAAUCACACGUCUCUCUCAUCUUCUCAGAUAUUGGCACUUGCUUUGCUGAAUGAAGUGAACAAGGGAAAGAGUUCUUGCUGGCACACUUAUUUGAAGCAGUUGCCACAAAGUUAUGACACCCUUGCUUAUUUUGGUCAUUUUGAGAUCCAGGCAUUGCAGGUGGAAGAUGCUAUCUGGUCUGCAGAAAGGGGUGUGCAGAAGGCCAAGGUAGAGCUGAAAGAAGUUAGUGCUUUAAUGCGUGAAAUCAAACUUAAGCGUCAUCUAAUGACAAGUAAGGCAUGGCUUUGGGCUUCUGCAACUAUAUCAUCUCGUACGAUGCACAUACCAUGGGAUACCGCUGGCUGUUUAUGCCCCGUUGGAGAUUUCUUCAAUUACGAUGCACCUGGAGGAGUGGAAAACACCGAAGGUCUCUUUAACGGCCCAGAUGAUCUUUGUGGCAGUACUGUGACACGGCUAAUUGAUGCCGGAUAUGAAGAGGAUCACAAUGCUUAUUGCUUCUAUGCUAGAAGAAACUACAGAAAAGGAGAACAGGUUCUUCUGAGCUACGGAACGUACACAAACUUGGAGCUUCUAGAACAUUACGGCUUUCUGCUGAUGGACAAUCCAAACGACAAAGCGUUCAUUCCAUUGGAACCAAACAUGUAUCGACUGUGUUCGUGGUCUAGCGAUUUGGUCCACAUUCACAACGGCGGGAACCCAUCAUUUGCCUUACUCUCCACUCUUCGUCUAUGGUGGGCCCCACAAAACACACGGAAGUCGGUCGGGCAAAAUGUCUAUUCGGGAAAACAACUCUCUCCCGCGAAUGAAGUCUCUGUAAUGGAGUGGAUCUCAGACAAGUGUCGAGCAUUGUUGGAAAAACUCCCCACAUCGAUCGAGAGCGACAAGAACUUGCUCGACUUCCUAGAGAAGGUUCUAGAAGAUCAUAAAAUGGAGGUUAGGGAAAUGCCUCAAGAGUUGUUGGGUUUCUAUGAGAGCAAGAAGUUGAGUGGAGAAGAAGAAGCUUGUGUGAUCACUAGGAAAAGGUCUUUUGAGAGAUGGAAGUUAGCUAUUAAGUGGAGAUUGAAUUUCAAGGCCAUAUUAUUUGACUGUAUUUCAUAUUGUACAUAUAAUAUAGAUGAAAUCCUUUCUCAAAAUUAUUUAAGGGAAUGAACUUGCAUGAACGUGUUCAGCCGGGCGUAGACCAUUACAGCAUGAAAAAGCUUUCUUUGAGAAUAUUUGUGAAUGAACGACUAGGUGAGUG
Cuscuta campestris is the source of this 1735-nucleotide messenger RNA. The record is from the annotation of a GenBank genome assembly. NCBI's taxonomy places the organism in Eukaryota, Viridiplantae, Streptophyta, Magnoliopsida, Solanales, Convolvulaceae.